AUGCCCAUAACUCUUACCGCUACCUAUACCGCCCAUUCCACGUACUCCCCGCAUCACCCUCACCACCGCCCCGUCCCCUUCACACACACAAUCUUUCCCCCCGACCCAGCGCACCAUUCUAACACCGCACAGAGUAACCCAACCCACGGCCAAAAAGUCAGCACCGACCCCUCCGGUCGCCGCUCCCCGAAAUACGAGCACAGCGGUCCCGUCGCCAAGGACUCACUCGCCGCCGAUUCUCUCCGCGCGGGUGGCUCCUUCUCCGCUGGCGGCCCCACGGGAAUCUCUGGCUCCUCCGGUUUAGGAGGCACAUUUGCCGUUGACCCAAGAGAGGGCGGGGGGAAUGUCAGGACGCUGCAUGCCGGGAAGGAGGGCCUCGAGGGGGGUCUGGGUCAUGCGGAUAGGCAGGUGAGGGAAAAGACGAAGGAGUGCGGUGACUUCUCGGGGAGUGGGAGUAUGGGCGCGUAUAACGUGUCAGCGGGAGAGUUUGAAAGUUUGAAUACCGAGGGCGGCAGGAUCGGAGCGUCCAGUGGUGGGGGAGGACUGGGGGCCUCAAAGUAUUCGGGCGGUGAUAGUACCGCCGGCGAGGGGCGUGGAUCUAGGCAGACUGCUGGGUCGACUACUACAACUACGAGUGGUGGACAUGGUAAUCCCAGCAAGAAGGUCCCGCAUACCGCACGAAAUGAAGAGACACUGGAGCCAGGACUGGAUUGGUCGAAGGUGCCGAAGGACACUAAAAUAACAACCGAUAUCGAUAGUAACGAGGACCCAGGCCGUGCCGGGGCGAUCCAUAUGCUUGCGCAGAAGGCAAAGAGGGAUUAUGCUAUGGGUACCACAAGGGGUAAAGGUGGUGACAAUGAGAAUCGUUUUGAUUUGUUGAAUGAUAGUGAGGGCGCUCCUGGGACGGAGAAGCCUAGCAGGACUUUAAGUUUGUAG
Molecule: messenger RNA, 936 nt
Organism: Morchella sextelata
Lineage: Eukaryota; Fungi; Ascomycota; Pezizomycetes; Pezizales; Morchellaceae
Exons: 1
Coding region: 1-936 (311 amino acids)
Source: RefSeq, a predicted model, not a curated record